Molecule: messenger RNA, 4342 nt
Organism: Salvelinus fontinalis (brook trout)
Lineage: Eukaryota; Metazoa; Chordata; Actinopteri; Salmoniformes; Salmonidae
Gene: phex
Product: phosphate regulating endopeptidase homolog, X-linked
Exons: 22
Coding region: 1128-3356 (742 amino acids)
Biological process (GO): protein processing
Cellular component (GO): plasma membrane
Molecular function (GO): metalloendopeptidase activity
Source: RefSeq, a predicted model, not a curated record
UGGUUCCAGCAGGUUUGUAACUCUUCACAUGGUUCCAGCAGAAGGUUUGUAACUCUUCACAUGGUUCCAUCAGGUUUGUAACUCUUCACAUGGUUCCAGCAGAAGGUUUGUAACUCUUCACAUGGUUCCAGCAGCAGGUUUGUAACUCUUCACAUGGUUCCAGCAGGUUUGUAACUCUUCACAUGGUUCCAGCAGAAGGUUUGUAACUCUUCACAUGGUUCCAUCAGGUUUGUAACUCUUCACAUGGUUCCAGCAGAAGGUUUGUAACUCUUCACAUGGUUCCAGCAGAAGGUAAUUGAGCUGUCUCUGGUAAGUGUCUGAGGGUAGCACAGAGGGAGGGGCAACGUGGGAAAGAUAGAGGGAGGAGACCGAGGGAGGGAGGGGGAGUCCACUUUGAGCAGGAGAGUCAGACAGAAGUAGGUAGAACCACAGUUUGUAGAGGAUUAUGGCUAGAGAGAGAGACAGACAGAGACAGACAGAGAGAGAGAGAUAAAGAGACAGACAGAGAGAGAGAGAGAGAGAAAGAGAAAGAGACCGACACAGUAAGAGAGAGAGAGAUACGGAGGCCGACACAGUGAGAGGGUGGGAGAGAGAGAGACAUACGGACACAUACACAGAGAGGGAGGGAGAGAGACUUAAGGAGAAAGACAGAGAAAGAGGGAGGGAGAGAGACAUACAGAGAUACACAGAGCGAGCGAGAGGAAGGGAGAGAGACAUACAGAGACAUACACAGAGCGAGAGGGAGGGAGAGACAUACGGAGACCGACACAGAGAGGGAAGGAGGCAGAGAGACAGAGAGGGGGGAGAAAGAGAGAUAUACAGGGACCGACACAGAGAGACAGAGGGGGGGGAGAAAGAGAGAUAUACAGGGACCGACACAGAGAGGGAAGGAGGCAGAGAGACAGAGAGGGGGGGAGAAAGAGAGAUAUACAGGGACCGACACAGAGAGGGAAGGAGGCAGAGAGACAGAGAGGGGGGAGAAAGAGAGAUAUACAGGGACCGACACAGAGAGAAAAGGAGGCAGAGAGACAGAGAGAGGGAGGGAGAAAGAGACAGAUAUAGAUUUGGAGACGGACAAAGAGGUGGCUGAAAGUGAGGUAGUGUGUGCGUCUGUUUUGAUUGGAGACAUGGAGAUGGAGCGUCUAGGUGUGUGUGUUUCUAAACCAGGAAACAGUCGUGUCCUAAAGGCUGCGCUGGCCGCGUGUGUGUGUUUCUGCAUCGCUCUGCUGCUUGCUGUCAUACUGGUUUCCCAGAGAGCCAAUCAGGAUGUCUUCUGCCUAACUCCAGAAUGCAUUGAAGCAGCUGGUUCCGUCCUCAGUAAGAUGGACCGGGCCGUGGCUCCCUGUGACGACUUCUAUGGGUUCUCCUGUGGUGGCUGGCUGAGAGACAACCCUAUUCCUGAAGACUCCUCUUCGUACGGCGUCUACCCCUGGUUACGCCAACACGUUGACAUCACACUCAAAGACUUGCUGGAGGCUCCAUCAGAGUCAGAUGAGAUAGAAGCUGUCAGGAAGGCCAAGGUCUUCUACCGCUCCUGUAUGGACGAAGCUAUAUUGGAGAAAGUGGACAGUGGUCCUCUGUUGAAGCUUUUACAGCAGCCUGAGUUUCACUGGCCCGUCCUGGGGGAGGGGCUUGGUGGGGAGUGGCUCUGGUCACCAGGACGAUGGGACCUGCUACAGACAUUGGCUCAGAUUAGGAACCAACACAGCAAGAGUGUUCUGAUUCGCUUAUACAUCGCCCCAGAUGACAAGAACUCCACCAACUACAUAAUUAAGUUGGAUCAGGCAUCUUUGUCUCUCUCCUCCAGAGAAGAUUACAUCACCAACACCACCAGCGCUCAGGCAUAUCGUAGUGCUCUCCUGAACCUCAUGGUGGACGUAGCAGUGAUGUUAGGAGCUCCACUGGAAGCAGCUGAGAUUCAGAUGAGUGAAGCACUGGCCUUUGAGACCAAACUGGCUCAGAUUGUGAUUCCAUUCGAGAACCGGACCAGUGAGAACAUGUACAACAGAUACACCAUCUCCCGCCUCCACCGCUCCAUACCACAGUUUGACUGGUUGUCCUUUGUGAAGUCAGUAUUAGAGUCAAAAGGAGAAGGUAUUUCUGUCUACUCCUCUGAGCCAGUGGUCGUCCGUGUCCCCACAUACUUCAAACAGCUGUUUAAACUCCUCAACACCACUGAACCCAGGACAGUUAGUAACUAUGUCAUAUGGAGGACAGUGUUCUCCAGGAUCACGACUCUCAGCCGACGCUUCCUGUACAGAUAUCUGGACUUCACACGGGUAACCACAGGAACGACCUCCCUGACCCCUCGUUGGGAUAAGUGUGUUAACUACGUAGAGAACACUCUGGCCUACGCCACCGGACGACUCUUCAUCAACACACACUUCCAGGAGGACAAGAAACACAUGAUGGAGGAGCUGAUUGAAGGAGUUCGCUGGGCGUUCAUCAACAUGCUGGAGAGAGACAACGAUUGGAUGGAUGGACCGACCAAGAAGAAAGCUAUAGAAAAGGCCCAGACAGUCCUGGCUAAGGUUGGCUAUCCUGAGUUCAUACUGAAUGACACCUACAUCAACCAAGACAUAAAACAGCUUGUAUUCUCUGAGGACAAUUACUUCGGUAAUGUGAUGCAGACUCUGCGUUUCGUUGCCCAAUCGGAUCUCAGCUGGCUGCGGAGGACUGUCCCUCGCACUGAGUGGUUCACCAAUCCCACGACAGUCAACGCCUUCUACAGCUCUUCCACCAAUCAAAUCAGGUUUCCGGCUGGAGAGCUCCAGAAGCCUUUCUUCUGGGGGCGGGACUAUCCUCGGUCUCUUAGCUAUGGAGCCAUAGGAGUGAUUGUAGGACAUGAACUAACACACGGCUUUGACAACAAUGGGAGGAAGUAUGAUAAGGAUGGUAACAUGGACCAGUGGUGGAGCAACGCGUCAAUCACAGCCUUCACUGACAAGACCCAGUGUAUGAUCGACCAAUACAACAGCUAUCGCUGGGAGGAGGCGGGACUAAAUGUGAGGGGGAAGAGGACCCUAGCAGAGAACAUUGCAGACAAUGGUGGGAUCAGAGAAGCUUUCAAAGCCUAUAGGAGGUGGAUAGAAGAGAGUAGAGGAGGAAUUGAGGAGCCAUUACUUCCAGGAGUUGGACUCAACAACAACCAGCUGUUCUUUCUCAGCUACGCACACGUGCGCUGUAACUCCUACAGACCUGAAGCGGCAAGGGACCAGAUUCAGAGUGGAGCCCACAGCCCCCCAAAGUACAGGGUUGUCGGGGCAAUGAGUAACUAUGAGGAGUUCCGACAGGCGUUCAGUUGUCCCGAUUCAUCGGUUAUGAACCGAGGGGCGGAGUCCUGCCGUAUUUGGUGAAUUGUUCUACUGCUGAAUCGCACUGACAUUUUCCUUUCUCUCCCUCUUCCCCUCCUCUCCCUCUUCCCCUCCUCUCCCUCUUCCCCUCCUCUCCCUCUUCCCCUCCUCUCCCUCUUGUGUGUGUAAUGAAGUAACUUGAUUUAUUCUAUAUUACUGUAACUUGAUUUAUUCUAUAUUACUGUAACUUGAUUUAUUCUAUAUUACUGUAACUUGAUUUAUUCUAUAUUACUGUAACUUGAUUUAUUCUAUAUUACUGUAACUUGAUUUAUUCUAUAUUACUGUAACUUGAUUUAUUCUAUAUUACUGUAACUUGAUUUAUUCUAUAUUACUGUAACUUGAUUUAUUCUAUAUUACUGUAACCUAAUUUAUUCCCUAUUAUUGUAACUUGAUUUAUUCUAUAUUACUGUAACUUGAUUUAUUCUAUAUUACUGUAACUUGAUUUAUUCUAUAUUACUGUAACUUGAUUUAUUCUAUAUUACUGUAACCUAAUUUAUUCCCUAUUAUUGUAACUUGAUUUAUUCUAUAUUACUGUAACUUGAUUUAUUCUAUAUUACUGUAACUUGAUUUAUUCUAUAUUACUGUAACUUGAUUUAUUCUAUAUUACAGUAACUUGAUUUAUUCUAUAUUACAGCAAUUAGAUUUAUUCAAUAUUACAGCAAUUAGAUUUAUUCUAUAUUACUGUAACUUGAUUUAUUCUAUAUUACUGUAACUUGAUUUAUUCUAUAUUACUGUAACUUGAUUUAUUCUAUAUUACUGUAACUUGAUUUAUUCUAUAUUACAGCAAUUAGAUUUAUUCUAUAUUACAGCAAUUAGAUUUAUUCUAUAUUACUAUAUUCUCUUUUACUGCGACAAAAUCGCACACGUACGUCCUCUUCUCUCUCUGAGUUAAAGACAUCCAUCCUGGCUAUUACAGGCUAUUACAGUCAAUUAUGUCUGCAGUUCCCAUGGCAACCUAUAGCGUGUCUACAUAAAACAGUUACCCCUCA